Cherax quadricarinatus is the source of this 2859-nucleotide messenger RNA. Its product is annotated as CKLF-like MARVEL transmembrane domain-containing protein 4. Gene Ontology annotation, cellular component: membrane. The record is from RefSeq and is a predicted model, not a curated record. Lineage: Eukaryota; Metazoa; Arthropoda; Malacostraca; Decapoda; Parastacidae.
UGGGGCGGGCCAGCCAACAUGUGGAUGAGCAGUCCUGGCUCACCCCCACCUACGGCUCCCGCCCACGUGUUGCUCACACCCACACCUGUUUCAGUGUUGCUCAAACUUACUUCUGUUAGUGUGAACAUUCGUUCUCACUCUGUACUAAAACCUAAAUACUUAUUAUAAAACAAUUUCUAUUUGGUGGAAACGAGAUGCAAACUUUCCAACUGUAAAUCAGUUUUCACUCCAUACUUUAUAAAUCUUGUGGUGGGAUCAAGAGUAGAUAUCACUGAUGCAAUGACCUUCCGGGACCUACAAUAUCCUGUGGUGUUGGCAAACAAUAUAUUGGUGAGAAGUGAGACAAGCGGCAGGUAGCGUGUGCCAAUUAGGUGCCAGUGAGUGCUUGUACUGCCCCUCCCUCAGGGAUGCAAUAUACACACCAGGUGUCGACACUGCAGGAUAUCGCAAACUCGGGGAGCUGGAGUCGCCCUUCUCUCAACACGGUGACAUCCUCUGAUUUACGGAGGUAGCCAUGAAUAUGUCUGCUGCUGUGUUCUAGUGGGUAGCAGCAACAAACUCUUAUUUUAUAUCUAUAUCAGAAACUGUAACAAAAAUGUGAUGGCUCCACAAACUCUGAAUUACAUUCGUGAUGUUGGACAAACUCAGUUCACUGAUGGCAGUCUCUUCCCAGUGAACCUUAAGAAGGUAGGUGCCUAACCUGGCACCCGUGUACGGGGACGAGGCAACGGCAGGUGCCACCACUUGUGAGGCAGGAUGCCGUAUCUCGGGGACAACGAACAGCAGCAGCAGCAUCCCAAGUUCACCACAGACUUCAGCUAUGUCAAGAAGCUGCCGGGUGCCCUAAUUGUCGUCCAGCUGGUGUGUACAUGUGUGGGCUUCUUUCUAGCCCUGGGUGGCUCCCUCGUCUGGAUGGUCAAGACCGGACACGGCUUCUACACCUUCAUCUCCUUCGUCAGCUUCUUGAGCUGCAUCUCCUGGCUGGUGGUCCACGUCUUGCAGCUCUACGCCCUCUUCAAGACCACCAUUAACUGGAACAAAGUGGGCAUAGUGUACAACGGCGUCAACGGCUUCCUUAUGAUGGUGGCCAGCUGCGUCAUGGUGGAAGUCGCCUCAGAGGCCAGGGCGCUGAAAGCUGCUGGAGUGUUUGGGUUCUUGGCCUUCACGGGGUUCCUGGCGGGGCUGGUGUGGGAGGUGCUGGCGUGGCACAAGAACAGAGACUCCUGCGAAGCCUUCACUGCCUCGGUCGUGCGCGGUCCAGACCGACCUGACACUCCAGACAGUCAGUGUUUGGAUGUACGGGGGGAGGUGGCUGGCGACCAUGACGACGACGAUGAUGGGGCUGCUGUCGGCUUCGUCGGCAUGAGGGCAAGACCAGUGUCCUCCUUCCUGCAGCCUGCCCCCAAUGGAGAGGUGACCACGCCCAUGCUGUACGCCCCUGGAUGGGAGGAAAAAGAAAAACACUCUGAUGUCAAAGCCGCCGUCAGCAGCCAGCACUCUGAGAAGUCCUCAAAUUCCUCCAUUGAAGGAGAGUGGCAAACACCUUCAUGAGCCUUGCCUUUAUUCGUCUUUCCUAAUGAUACCCAUACCUAGUGUUGUCUCUGAAGAUACCGAUACCUAGUGUCGUCUCUGAAGAUACCGAUACCUGAGUGUCUUCUCUGCUGACACAGAAACGUGUGUGUCCUCCCUGAUGACUCUAGACUUGGUAUUCUCUCUACUUGCUGAUACUACACAAUCUGUGGCUGACCCUUUCCCUCCCUGCAGACGCUACAGUCUGGGUAUCCUCCCGGCCUAGUGACACAAAACUGGACUACUAUGGAACCCGUAGGAUCCAAGGAGAAAUGUAUUGACAUUUAAAAAUGGAAUGUAAUCAAAUCCACACACGUGUGCCUCUCAUUACAUUAAUAGUAUGCAAGACCAACGAGUUGAUAAAUAAGACAUAUGUGCAACACCUGGGCAUCUAGUAGGGAGACAUUUCGCCAACCAGUUACAUAUCUCAAGUCAGUGUUUGCUGGGGGGAAGGGUGUGACUGCCUCUUAAUGUACUGUCUUCAGUACAUUAUAUCUGUAGUGAAUUGAAAAAGACCUCCAUUUCCCCUGGUUGGCGAAACGUAUUCAUAAUGAAUAUACCCAGGUUAGGUAAGGCAAGAUUCGUGAGGAAACAGGACAAGUGUUUCCUGACGCGAGAUGCACAUGUAUCUUUCCACCAAGUAUGGCUUUCUCUGGUUAUAAUGUUGAUCCAUUCGAGUUUAUUUUUCCCAGGCAUACUUGACACUGGAAAGUAUUUCAUAGAUGGAAUGAAGCGUGUUGUUGAAUAUACCUUACCCUUCAAGAAGGGAGGAAGGGUCCCUUGAUGCCAGUGAAGGGGCUCUUAUUCAAGGAACAAGCUACUGUCACUUUCUUUGGGUCACAUCUGAUUGCCUCCAAUUCUCCAGGCGCUAUAUGACCCUUAAGGGUUUCCUGUUUUUCUAUGAAUAUAAUAAAACGUACAAACCUUAGUUCUGCAUUUUAGACUGAUGUGUUCUGUGUCAACUUAUGAAAUGAGAGACAUUUAUAAGAAAUAGAGUUGACUAGUAAUACUGAUGUGUGAUGUAGCCUUGUUCGCUGGUUAUAUUAAUGAUGAUAAUGGAUCUACAGGCCUAUCGUUGCUCCAUGAUAAAAUUAUCUCUUGGCGAAGGUUGAUCGGCUGUAGUUGACAAGUAUUUUGUGUGUUCAUUAAUCAUGUAAACAUGUUUAUCUCUGCUUCUUUGUAUAUACAUUAUAUAUAUAUGUAUAUAUAUUCAGGGCAUUAUUUUUGUGAUUUAUUUUUCACUUUAAUUUACCAAUUAACCCUUUUAUAAAUACAUCUAAAAUACUGAAA